Messenger RNA from Fusarium keratoplasticum, 1017 nucleotides. RefSeq lists its product as uncharacterized. The transcript has 2 exons. Gene Ontology annotation, cellular component: mitochondrion. Gene Ontology annotation, biological process: transsulfuration. Lineage: Eukaryota; Fungi; Ascomycota; Sordariomycetes; Hypocreales; Nectriaceae. The record is from RefSeq and is a predicted model, not a curated record. The coding region runs from base 1 to 1017 and encodes 338 amino acids. Gene Ontology annotation, molecular function: thiosulfate-cyanide sulfurtransferase activity.
AUGGCCGCUGUCGCCUUCUCUCGCUCAACAAGAGCUAGCCUGCCCCAAUGGGGCUCCAGAGUCUUCCGACCUGUCUUGCUCACCCGACGGAAUUUCUCAAACUACCUCGUCUCCCCGAAGGAACUCGACGAAGCCCUCAAGAAGAACCCUCCCUCACCGAUCAGCCCUGAGCCCCGAGUAAUUCCUCUCUGCGCCUCAUGGUUUCUCCCCAACGAUAGUCGAUCCGGUAUCCAAACGUUCCGCGAGCAGCGCAUUCCCAAGGCACGAUUUUUCGAUCUCGACAAGGUCAUCGACAAGCGCAGUCCCUACCCUCAUAUGCUCCCCGAUGCCAAGGGCUUUGCCGCCGCCAUGAGCGAACUGGGAAUUCGAAAAGAGGAUACGGUGGUGGUGUAUGACAGCAAGGAGCUUGGUAUCUUCAGUGCCCCCCGUGUGGGCUGGACAUUGCAGGUCUUUGGCCACCCCAAGGUGCAUAUCCUGAACAACUUCAAGCUGUGGGUGGAAGAGGGCCUUCCCACCGAGUCAGGAGAGCUGUACAGCGUCGAGUGCUGUCCUUAUCCUAUUCCCAACGUCGAGUCCACACGGGUUGUAAACUUCGAGGAGGUCAAGGAGAUUGCCAACGACUACAACAAGGAGGGUGCCGAGGGCGUCCAGAUCCUCGAUGCUCGACCCAAUGGCCGGUUUACUGGCGAAGCCCCUGAGCCCCGUGAAGGCCUCUCCUCUGGGCACAUGCCUGGGUCUAUCAACAUUCCCUUCAACGCCGUUCUGGACCCUGAGACUAAGGCCUUCCUCCCCCGCGACCAGCUGAAGAAGGUGUUUGAGGAGAAGGGAGUGGACUCUAACCACCCUAUUAUUUCAAGUUGUGGUACUGGAGUGACUGCCUGCGUUCUUGAGACUGCCCUCGAAGAGGCUGGUGUUGGUUCUCACGAGUCUCGGAGGGUCUACGACGGCAGCUGGACCGAAUGGGCUCAGCGAGUGAAACCUGCGGAAAACCUGAUUCUCAAGACAACAAAGGAAUAG